AUGGAUGAAAAGAAAGUGAAGGGAGUGUGCCACGAACGUCCUGCAAGAGAAGAUAUGAUAAGCAAAUUACCCGACUCUUUGAUAUCUCAGAUACUUUUUUAUCUCCUGAGAACUAGUGUUUUGUCCCAUAGGUGGGAAAGUCUCUGGCUUCUGAUCUCUGAGUUGGAUUUGAGCUCUUCCGAGUUUCCAGAGUACAAUGCAUUUGUGGGUUUCGUCGACAGGUUCCUAGAGAAGUCUUGCUUGCACAAGCUCAAACUAAAGAUUCUGAAACGUAAGAAUAAUAAGCCUUGCGUCAUGCGGUGGGUAGACUUUGUGGCGAGGCGUAAACUAAUUAAACAUGUUGACGUUGAGUAUAUCUAUGUCUCUCGUAAGCGUUUGGAAGUGAUGCCCGUAAGCCUCUAUGUCUGCGAGACGCUCCUUUACCUAAGACUCAAUCGGGUAUUCGUUGGUAGUUUAGACUCUGUUUCUUUGCCAUAUCUCAAGACUAUGCGUUUAGACGAAAACAUGUAUGACAGUGAUACGGGUAUAGAGUCACUUAUCUCGUCUUGUCCAGCUCUCGAAGAUUUGAGCAUUGUUAGAAGGUUGGAUGAUAAUGUGAGAGUUCUACGAGUGCACUCUCAGACAAUAACAAGUCUUAGAGUAGAACAUGAUUGCAGUUGUGAUCAUGCCUUUUUCUAUUUUGAUUGGGAAACGUUGGCGCUUUUCAUUGAUGCCCCUAGACUUAAGUAUUUGAACUAUAACAACGAAAUAGCACCGAGUGAAUUCAUAAGCAAUUUGGGUUCCUUAGUUAAGGUCCAUUUUGUUGGCGACGUUCGUAUUACAUACUCUCAUGAUAUGGAGGUUGCUUAUCACAGCAACAAACGGUCAGUAACUUUUUCAGAUGUAUCUCAACGGCUAGGGAUCUGGUCAUCUCUGAGCUUAUUAUGGAAGUUAGUCCACAUUGUGCUCACCCACAUUCUUGUUUUCUUCUGUGUAAGCCGUUAA
Brassica oleracea var. oleracea is the source of this 984-nucleotide messenger RNA. RefSeq names its product FBD-associated F-box protein At5g22730-like. The transcript has a single exon. NCBI's taxonomy places the organism in Eukaryota, Viridiplantae, Streptophyta, Magnoliopsida, Brassicales, Brassicaceae. The record is from RefSeq and is a predicted model, not a curated record. Bases 1 to 984 code for a protein of 327 amino acids.